Guillardia theta CCMP2712 is the source of this 742-nucleotide messenger RNA. RefSeq lists its product as hypothetical. The record is from RefSeq and is a predicted model, not a curated record. The annotation marks the transcript as partial. The transcript is spliced from 2 exons. Lineage: Eukaryota; Cryptophyceae; Pyrenomonadales; Geminigeraceae.
GCCAGAGCCGAAAUGGGCAGAGGAGGAGGAGGCGACGGCGGCAUGAGCAGAGGAAAAGCGUCAUGAGAGGAAACGAGAUAUUAGGGGAACAUGAAAAGAGCUCAUUGAGAAUCCUCUUGACAGCUCUGCGAUGAAGGCACGCUAAUCAUUCUCACCUCUCAUCAGCCCUCAGCUUCCUCCUCGAGGUCAGAGACAAGAUGGGCGGGUUCCCCAGUGCUCUCGGAGGCUCAGGUUGGAAGGAAAGGAGCGACUGGAAAGACCAUGAGCUGGAAGUACGCUUGAAGUCUCAUUCUCGGCAUCCAGUAGCUCGAGCGCACUCGGAGAAGAACUUGAGCAACCGGCACAGCUCGAGGUUGUCAGUCGACGGGCAUGACCUCUCCCACCGCCAUCACUUGGCUUCAGCUGCUGCAACUCCUAAAAACUCUCCGACCAAUGCGAAGAUGAUGAAGCCUGGACAAUGGUCCACUCACAACCCGUUGGAAAGAAGAUAUUAUGAUGAAAGGGCUGACAAGCCUGAUAGAUCGCGCAGUUUAGAGGCUAUUGGACCCCGUAUGGCCCAUCAGCAUUCUUCUCGUUUACAGCAGAAUGUUGCCCGUUCACACAAUCAAAUCAAUGUUUACAAGGAGGACUCAGCAGCAAAGCUAGACCCUGACAAAGAGAGUGCAUCGGGCAAGAGCAAGACGUCAUCACCGCUACGGCAAGAGACCUAUCGGACGAGAAAUGAAAUCCUAAAGAGCUUGAG